Messenger RNA from Oryzias latipes (Japanese medaka), 1822 nucleotides. RefSeq names its product cartilage associated protein (gene crtap). The record is from RefSeq and is a predicted model, not a curated record. Gene Ontology annotation, molecular function: protein binding; collagen binding. Lineage: Eukaryota; Metazoa; Chordata; Actinopteri; Beloniformes; Adrianichthyidae. Gene Ontology annotation, cellular component: endoplasmic reticulum. Gene Ontology annotation, biological process: peptidyl-proline hydroxylation to 3-hydroxy-L-proline; collagen fibril organization.
CAAAAUCCCUAAAAAAAUCAGAGGAAGAUGGGGGCUUUAUAAGCUUUUAUUCGUAGCAGCACAGAUCUUUGUGCGUAAUUCGGUGGGAGGCGCAGCUCCAGAAGUCCCAGCGUACUCGCCUGGGUGUCUGAACUGCCCCGGGGAGGGGAGGCGUUAUCCGGAUACGUGGUGGAACUUGAGGCGGUGCCACAGACUCACGCAGACCGGCCCUUUACUAGUUUUUCCAACAAUGGCCCCCUCCAAUCCUUCUCGUAUCUUCCUCUGGUUACUAACAGCGUUCUUCCUCUCGACCGUCAACUCUCAGUAUGAAAAAUACAGCUUCAGGAGUUUCCCCAGGCACGAGCUGAUGCCCCUGGAGUCCGCCUACAAGUACGCGCUGGACCAGUACACCGGGGAGAAGUGGAAGGAGACGGUGGAGUACAUGGAGGUGUCUCUGCGCCUCUACAGGCUGUUGCGGGACAGCGAGGCCUUCUGCAACCUGAACUGCAGCUCGGUCCGGCUGGACGACGAGCAGAAGUUCGACGAGUUUCCAGAGCUGCAUGCGUUUGGAAACGUGAUGAAAAGGGCGCAGUGCUUGAAGCGCUGCAAGCAAGGGCUGCCCGCCUUCAGACAGACCAUGCCAAGCCGGGACACCAUCGAUGAGUUUGAUCGCAGGGAGCCGUACAAAUACCUCCAGUACGCCUACUUCAAAUCUAAUAAUCUGGCCAAGGCCGUGUCUGCCGCUCACACCUUCCUGCUGAAACACCCCAAUGAUGAGAUGAUGCAGAAGAAUAUGGCUUACUACAGGAGCCUGCCUGGAGCAGAGGAGCACAUCAAAGACCUGGAGACCAAAUCAUAUGAGACAUUGUUUGUGCGUGCAGUGAGGGCCUAUAAUGGAGACAACUUCCCGACCUCCGUGUCUGACAUGGAGCUAGCUCUGAGAGACUUCUUCAAGGUCUAUGACGAGUGUCUGGCUGCGUCUGAGGGUCCAAGGGACGUCAAGGACUUCAAAGACUUCUACCCCUCCAUAGCUGACCACUACACAGAAGUCCUGGAGAGGAAAGUGACCUGUGAAAGUGACUUGACGCCUGUUGUGGGGGGUUUUGUCGUUGAGAAGUUUGUGGCCACCAUGUACCACUACCUGCAGUUUGCCUAUUACAAAUUGAACGACCUGAAGAACGCAGUGCCAUGUGCAGCCAGCUACAUUCUGUUUGACCCCGGCGAUGAAGUGAUGAAGAACAACAUGGAGUAUUACAAAUACCACAAAGAGCAGUGGGGGCUAACGGGGGAGGACUUCCUCCCCAGAUCAGAGGCAGUGCGGUACUACAAUCAGACCAGCAUGCAGCUGCAGAUGCUGGCCUUCUCCAGGCAGCACCUGGCCAGCGAUGACGAGGGGGAAGUGGUGGAGUUUAUAGAUGAGUUCCUGGAUGAGACUGAAUAACCUACAAUGGACAUCACUGUUGAACUACAAAAAAAAAAAAAAGAAUCAAAAUAUUGUAUUUAUUGUGGUUUUGGGCCACAGAGAGAAAUCCAAAAUGCAGUUUUUGAAUUUUAUACUUUGUUUUUUACAUCGAUUUGUGCUCCAAAUGACCAGUCCAGGGUGUAGCUCUGCUUUGCCAAACAAUAGCUGGGACAGGCUCCAGCAACCUCGUGACCCUGACCGGGAUUAGAAGAUUAAUGGAUGGAUGGCUGUGCUCCAAAUGUCCAGUUCAGUGGUUUGCACUGACAUGAUAAACAGCUCACUGAUUUAAAGACACUGAAAUAAAGAGCUGGGCCUAACUUUUUUCCUCCACUGUGAAAUACAUUUUCAGAGGUUUUUCACAAUAAAACUGUUUUAGAAGCA